Molecule: messenger RNA, 1805 nt
Organism: Carya illinoinensis
Lineage: Eukaryota; Viridiplantae; Streptophyta; Magnoliopsida; Fagales; Juglandaceae
Product: lipid phosphate phosphatase 2-like
Exons: 10
Coding region: 382-1350 (322 amino acids)
Biological process (GO): phospholipid metabolic process
Molecular function (GO): phosphatidate phosphatase activity
Source: RefSeq, a predicted model, not a curated record
UCUUUUUGUUAUUGCUCCCUUGUAUUUCUUUUGCUGUGUGCCACUGCCCCCAGAGUGGAUGCUCUCCACUGCAUGCGAUGUAAAAUCAUCACAAAUCUCUCUCUCUCUCUCUGAAAACGCUCCCAGUCCCCUCUCACUUUCUUAUAUUUUUCAGUUUUUUGAAACGUGCUACGGAGCUGUAAUGGUCAACCAUCGGGGCAUUUGCCAAAUUUAAGUAAUUUUAAAACUCGAUGUUCCUUUGAUCCCUAUCAGCGUAGUCUGGAAAAAACUGUAUUUGGGGAGCCAGCAACUUACUCAAAAUAGUUCUGGUGAUGUAUCAUGUUUAAAAGUGGUGCUUCAUCCAUUAAGUGCUUUCAAAUUCAACGAGAAGAUCAGUGAAAGAUGCCAGAAAUUCAUUUGGGCGUACACACUAUAAAGUCACAUGGAGUUACAGUGGCAAGAAUGCAUGUGCAUGACUGGCUAAUUCUUGCCCUUCUUGUUGUGCUAGACGUCAUUUUGAACCUUAUAGAACCAUUUCACCGUUAUGUUGGAGAGGGGAUGAUGACUGACCUCAGAUACCCUUUGAAAGACAAUAGUACUGUUCCCUUUUGGGCUGUUCCAAUUAUCGGGAUAUUGUUGCCUUUUGCUGUCAUUCUCAUCUACUACUUCAUCAGAAGGGAUGUUUUUGAUCUGCACCAAGCCACAUUAGGUCUUCUAUUUUCUAUACUGAUCACUGCAGUUAUAACGGAUGCGAUCAAAGAUGGUGUUGGUCGUCCACGUCCAGACUUCUUUUGGCGUUGUUUCCCUGAUGGCAAAGUGGUAUUUGAGCAGGUCACAAGGAAUGUUAUGUGUACUGGAGAUAAGAGUGUCAUUAAGCAAGGACAUAAAAGUUUCCCAAGUGGGCAUACAUCUUGGUCCUUUGCAGGUCUUGGCUUUCUUGCUUGGUAUCUGUCAGGGAAAAUCAGGGCAUUUGAUCAUGGGGGCCACGUUGCAAAGCUAUGUAUUGUUUUCUUGCCAAUACUAGCUGCUUCUCUAGUUGGUGUUUCUCGAGUUGAUGACUAUCGGCAUCACUGGCAAGAUGUAUUCGCUGGAGGUCUUAUAGGGAUGACAGUUGCUUCAUUUUGUUACUUACAAUUCUUUCCACUCCCAUAUGACAUAGAUGGUUGGGGACCUCAUGCGUAUUUCCAGAUGUUGGCAGACUCCCGAAAUGACAUUCAGUCCGCAACAACCAACACAAAUACUCUCAAUGUGCAGCAAUCAGAGCUUGGAAGUGUAUACAUGCGACCUCAACACAUCGUUGAACUAUCAGGAGUAAAUACCGCGGACUCAAGCCCCAUGCUUGAUGCAUUGGAAAGCGGGAGGAGAUUCUGAUCACUUUUAGGCUUGGAUUGCAAAUAGCUUGACGCUACCAGAUGUGUCCAUUUCUUCAAGAUAAUAUUAGGAUGUAAAUUUCAUCGGCAGAUACCUGACCUCGAACUUUUAGCAUGGAACCGACAAAAACCAUCAUCCCUCAUUAGAUCGAUUGAUUUCAAGACUGCUCAGCUGUUUUCUGUGGUUCUUGUUUUGACGUACAUAUGAUUGAUCUUAGCAAAUUUCCUGGCAUGCCACUGGAACAAAAUCAUAUUCUUCCCAUAAAAUUAGGGUUUUGGGAGUUGAUUAAACUGGAUUUCCAAUCAUGAUUUCGAAACUGAUGAUGUUAUCGGUUUAACAUGGCUUUUUCCAUGGGAUUAUGUUGACACAUAUACAUGUUUAUGCUAUGUAUGACUAACUCUAAUGACAUCGUGUCCCCACAAUCAAUAUAAAGAAUAUUACACUCUCAGCAGCCA